CCAUCCGUUCCUUGUAGCGGGCGAACGGAUAGGACGUGAGCGGUUCGGCCUCAACUCGUCCAUUUCGUCCGCAUACGCUAAUCUGUCAAUAGCGACCGCUUUGUUCUUAAAUUUCUUUACGAAGUCCCUAUUAUCACAUCAAGAUGGGUAGGGAGGACAAAGCAACCUGGAAGUCCAACUAUUUCCUAAAAGUCGUGCAACUGCUCGACGAAUACCCGAGAUGUUUCAUCGUCGGCGCUGACAAUGUCGGCUCCCGUCAGAUGCAAACCAUCCGUAUGUCGCUCCGCGGUUCGGCCAUCGUGCUGAUGGGCAAGAACACCAUGAUGCGCAAGGCCAUCCGCGGGCAUCUGGAGAACAACCAGAACCUGGAGAAGCUGCUCAACCACAUCAAGGGCAACGUGGGCUUCGUGUUCACCAAGGGCGAUCUGGCCGAGAUCCGCGACAAGCUGACCGAGAGCAAGGUGCGUGCCCCGGCCCGUGCCGGUGCGAUCGCCCCGCUCGAGGUCGUCAUCCCGGCCCAGAACACCGGUCUCGGUCCGGAGAAGACCUCCUUCUUCCAGGCCCUGUCGAUCCCGACCAAGAUUUCCAAGGGUACGAUUGAAAUCAUCAACGACGUGCCCAUCCUGAAGCCGGGCGACAAGGUCGGCGCUUCCGAGGCCACGCUGCUCAACAUGCUGAACAUCUCGCCGUUCUCGUACGGUCUGCAGAUCCAGCAGGUGUACGAUUCGGGCUCGAUCUUCUCGCCGGAAAUCCUCGACAUCAAGGCGGAGGAUCUGCGCGCCAAGUUCCAGGCUGGAGUCGCCAACCUGGCUGCCGUGUCGCUCCAGAUCGGAUACCCGACGCUGGCUUCGGUGCCGCACAGCAUUGCCAACGGUUUCCGCAACCUGCUGGCCAUUGCCGCCGUCACCGAGGUUGAGUUCAAGGAGGCCGAAACGGUCAAAGAGUUCAUCAAGGAUCCGAGCAAGUUCGCCGCUGCCACGGCAACGACUGCUUCCGCUGCCGCCCCAGCUGCCAAGGCUGAGGAGAAGAAGGUGGAGUCCGAGUCCGAGGAUGAGGAUGAGGAUAUGGGCUUCGGUCUGUUCGAUUAAAUGCGACAGCAAGACUACGACCCACGCCGACCGCAUGCGCCAGCAACAGGUCGGUUGUUCCCAGACGGUGUGGUUCCCUGAGCUAUAUCUACUUUGGCACGGACGUUGUAGCUGCGAGCGUAUACUCGUCAAGGCUGGGGACGGCCCAAUGGCGACACGCUGGCCAUUCUUCUUGUUACGUACCAAAAUACGUAUUUUUCUGUGAAACCAACUGAAGAGCAAAGCACAUUAAAAGUAACACAAAAGCCGGUGAGUCAGAAUCGCAAGAGGAAACAAUCCGGAAACAAAAAAACAACAA
Molecule: messenger RNA, 1386 nt
Organism: Anopheles coluzzii
Lineage: Eukaryota; Metazoa; Arthropoda; Insecta; Diptera; Culicidae
Gene: RpLP0
Product: 60S acidic ribosomal protein P0
Exons: 3
Coding region: 144-1088 (314 amino acids)
Biological process (GO): ribosome biogenesis; ribosomal large subunit assembly; cytoplasmic translation
Cellular component (GO): cytosolic large ribosomal subunit
Molecular function (GO): large ribosomal subunit rRNA binding; structural constituent of ribosome
Source: RefSeq, a predicted model, not a curated record